Amphibalanus amphitrite is the source of this 1644-nucleotide messenger RNA. RefSeq lists its product as uncharacterized. Gene Ontology annotation, biological process: septate junction assembly. The coding region runs from base 189 to 623 and encodes 144 amino acids. The record is from RefSeq and is a predicted model, not a curated record. The transcript is spliced from 3 exons. NCBI's taxonomy places the organism in Eukaryota, Metazoa, Arthropoda, Thecostraca, Balanomorpha, Balanidae.
CACGGCAGUGGACCGGCGCGGCCCUCCCGGGCGUUUUAACGCGCCGCCGCCAGGGGCGCCACUGUUGGCCGGGUGCCGAAAGCCGCGCGGGCGUGGCAGACGGUAAACGUACGCAGACCCCCGCCGCCGCCGGACCGAGGUCUCCGCAGUGCCGCUGCUGUCCCGUGAAGUCUCUGCCGCCGUCAGCCAUGGCCAACAUCCGCGUCCUGGGCCGUCCGUCCGGCUUCCUGAAGCUGCUGCAGAUCGCACUGUGUCUGACCUGUCUGGGUCUGAUCCGCAACUAUGGGCUCGCAUUCGGAGGCUCGUCGACGGGCGACGCGCUGAACAGACAGCUGGUAGGCAUCAUUGCCUGCGGUGGAAUGGUGCUGGUGACGGCGCCACUCCUCAUCGCUCUGGUGGCCGGAGAGAUCGCCAUCGAAAAGUCUUUCCUGGAGACGCUCUACAACGUCGUCGGGUUCAUCAUGAUGAUCACUGCUGGCAUCAUGGCGGUCGAGUUCUACAGCAACUUCGGCAGCUCCGAGACCCGUGACGCAGGCCUGGCUAUGGGCUCACUUGCCAUCAUCAAUGCCAUCAUCUAUCUAGUCGACGCGUUCGUGGCUUUCCGCAUCAAGCGCACUUUGUAGGCUGCCCUGCCUGCGACCACUGCGUCACCUAUGUUGCGAUCUGAGCGCCACCGUCCGUCCUCGGCGCGCGGCGUGCAGAGCUCCGCUCGCGUGCCGUCGCCAGCCGUCAUACGACCAACGUCACGAGCAGAGCAGAGGCGCCGCGUGGCCCGGGUCCGCCGCAGCUGCCACUGGCGGCCCGCCUCCCGCCCCCGGGCUACUGAACUGCCACCCCAGCGGUCAUGGAGCGGGACUGCCGCCGACGCAGCUCUACUGCCUUCUUUGUACAUACAUGUUUCCAUCUUUGGACGUGGCCUCUCAACGGUCCGGAGCGCCGGCCAGACGUGCUGAAUACCAAUACUUUACACAGCUUUCUCCUUAGCCUCACACUUUGUUUUGCCGUGGUCUGUAAGCUGUAUUUUCGGUAUCUCAAACUACAGACACUGACAUUUUUCCAUUGAGACGAAUGAGGCAGCGAGUUCAUGCACCCUUACCGAAUUUUAAGCGAGGAAAUUAAAACAUCUGAAGGGAAACCCAGUCCAGAGUGCAUUUAAAUCGCCAAGCUGCGAAGAUGAUUCGAAUGUACAAAUGACUAACGGUCAAAAUGGAAGUGUGUUUGUAAAUUACCAGUAGUUAUUUCGCAAGACCUACGGGGUAUUAGCUAGUUGUCGGUGCUAGUUUUGCCAUGAUGCUGCCCGUACCGACUAUGUUGGUACAAGCGUCCUUAUACUAGUUUACUUUUUAUCAAGCGUGCCUGGGCUAGAAACCGGCAUUAAAAGACAAAACAAAUGUCAAACAUCAAAAUCUUAUUUUCGGCAUGGCAAGAUUGUCUAACGAGCCUCCUUGUGGAAUUUACGUUCAAAACACUGUUUGCAUCGUUUGCGAUCUACGUAGGAGCGUGCAACUGGAAACCUCUGUUGCCACCGCAACGCUGGCCAGAGGUGACGCCUCGUGCGAACCUUUUGGCGUUACUCACUCGCUUUUGUGCUUUUGCAUGGUUCUGUGAACGCAGUGUUGUGUUAAUAAACGGAUAAAACAUCGA